AUGACAUCGCGCUCAUAUGAAAUCCUAUGUGUUGUUCUUCUUGGCCUUGGCCAAAUGAGUAUUAUGACAGGAUAUGACACUCAGUCAUUUGUACAAGAGUCUGUUAUUCAUUCUGUAAACGAACGAAACCCCAGCUUGAUCGGACCAUACGCCGGAUACUAUGGACAAGCAACUUGCUAUGUGGCUUAUAUGCUCAGUUGUCUGAUUGCACCUGCGAUAAUGAGUAUAGUUGGUCCAAAGAAAACAUUGUUGUUGGGAUCUUUGUGCUACACUUUCUAUCAAGUCGGAUUCUUCUUCCUCAACAGUUACUACUACUACACCUCUUGUGCAUUGAUGGGACUCGGCUUUGCACUAUAUUAUACUGGAAAUGGUGGAUAUCUGACCUCUCACUCGACCCGACAGACUGUGGAGCAGAACUCAGCUAUCGCUUGGGCAAUCGCCUGUGUUUGCAUGCUUAUUGGGGGAGGAAUUCUAGCGACUAUUGUUAAGAUCAAGGAAGGGACCACACUGGACACCUUUACAAAUGGCACAAUGCAUAAUACCCAUCACAGGACAUUCACUGAUUCUGAGAUCUUAUGGAUGUAUGGAGCUUUCACACUAUUCACCAUUGUCUCCAACAUCAUUUUCUUGGUCAUCCCGGAGAAAGAAAUCGACAACUGUAUUGAAGGAAAACAAGAAAAACGACCAUCGUUCAAUCAACAAAUGAAACUCAUGUUGAACACAUUCGCGAAGCCGAAAAUGAUUCUGCUCUCUCUCUGCUUUGUCCAUUUAGGGCUGUACACAUCUUUUUGGGUGUCUGUCUACCCAACUACCAUGAUAUUCACAGAAUCUCUACGAGAUUCGAAGUACAUAAUCGCUGUCUACAGUGUUGCGGUCGGCAGUGGAGAAAUAGCAAUGGGCUUUGUCAUUUCCUACAUGAGCAGCAGAGUUCACAAUUUUUGUUUGAAACCUGUUGCGUUGUUGAGUUUCGUAGGAACGCUCAUUGUGGUUCUGAGCAUCUGGGUAUCUACUCCCCAGUGGGCAGCAGUCCGUCCCACAGAUGAAUUAGCUUGGCUGGUCCAACCUAGUUACCUGGUGGUUGGUACAAUUGGAUUUUUCCUGGGAUUCUUCGAUUCGUGUAUCAACAACGCACGUCUCGUGAUUUGUGCAUUAGCCUUACCUAAAAAUAGAGCACAGAGCUUUUCAAUCUCCAAGUUCUAUCAAGCUCUGGGAGGAUCAGCAUUGAUGAUCAUGAGUCCUUAUCUGUCAAUAACUAAUUAUACUACGAUUCUUAUAAUAAGCAGUACCUUAUCAACCGUGCUUUAUCUCGUAGUUUCGCACCAAAUUGAGAAAAAAGAAAAGUCAGUCCAUGAGUUUAAGAAAAACCCCGCAGUGGUGUUCGAGUGA
Molecule: messenger RNA, 1386 nt
Organism: Auanema sp. JU1783
Lineage: Eukaryota; Metazoa; Nematoda; Chromadorea; Rhabditida; Rhabditidae
Source: the annotation of a GenBank genome assembly